GGGCCUGUAAGCACGUCCACCCCCACGACCAGGAUGGGGACUAGUUUCUCCAAUCUGGCAACCUUCCAGUCCUUGCACAUUGUCAUGCUGGGCUUGGACUCUGCGGGCAAAACCACGGUGCUCUACCGGCUCAGAUUCAACGAGUUCGUCAACACUGUGCCCACCAUCGGAUUCAACACGGAGAGGAUCCGACUGGGCGGUGCGGGGACCUCCAGGGGCAUCAGCUGCCACUUUUGGGACGUCGGUGGUCAGGAGAAGCUGCGUCCGCUGUGGAAGCCCUACAGCCGCUGCACAGACGGCAUUGUUUACGUGGUGGACUCUGUGGACGCCGAGAGACUGGAGGAGGCCCGGACCGAGCUGCACAAGAUCACCCGCUUCUCCGAGAACCAGGGCACCCCGCUGCUGGUCAUCGCCAACAAACAGGACCUGCCGCGGGCCCUGAACGUGGCGGAAAUCGAGCGGCAACUGGCCCUCGCCGAGCUGAGCCCGUCCACGCCGUACCACGUCCAGCCCGCCUGCGCCAUCAUCGGAGAAGGUCUCCACGAAGGCAUGGACAAGCUUCACGAGAUGAUUGUAAAGAGACGGAAGUCCCUCAAGCAGAAGAAAAAGAGGCAGUGAUGGAUGCUGUGUGACACAGCAUCACGUGACUGUAGAAGUCUCUGUUUACUGCUGAUGCUGCAGAAACGCCCCCUGUAGGCCAAGUAGAGGCAAAGCAGCGCAGGGGAAUAGAAACAGGAAAUAGGAAAUAGCUUCUUCGUGGGGCGACUGGCAUAGAUGAGCUCCUCACCAGGAACACCGGAUGUUCAUGCAACAUCUCAUCAAGUGCCAUAACUUCAAGCAAGGAGCCAUGCUUUUCACUACAUCAUGUCGGAAGCCAUAUUGCCAGGCCUGUGUUGGAGGAUGUCCAGGGGUGUCCAAGCUGCGGCCCGACAUGAUUUUCUUUAAAAGACGCAAUAUUAUGAGAAACAGACCAAACAACAAAGAGGAAAUUUGGCUUGCAAAAAGUUAUGUUACAAAAAUGAAGUCAAAAUGUUAUAUUAUUAUUAUAUAUUAUGUCCUUUUGGGAAUAUUAGGUGACAGGAAUAAAGUCAUAUUAGUCCAAUUAUGGCAAUAUUACAAGAAAUAAUUCUGAGAAAACAAAAUUCAAGAAGAAAGAUGAAAUAAUUGGAAAAUGCCGCAGCAGAAAUGGUAAAAAAAAAUUAUAAUAAAGUCAAAAUAUUAAGAGAAAAAAAUAGUAAUGUGAAAGGUGACAAUUUUACGAGAAUAAACUCGUAAUAUUAGGAGUAAAUAAAUAAUAUUUUAGGAUAAAUAUACUUUGAGUAACAUAGAGUUUAAAUAUUUUUAAAAAUAUAUAUUAUUUUUUUAAAUUCAUAAUAUGAGAAAAAAGUGAGGAUAAGCGGCAUAGAAAAUGGAUGGCGAAAAUUUUGGGAAUUUUUGUCAUUUUUUGGAAAAUCGGCUUGGGGAAAAAAAUAAAAUAAAAACAAAAAAAAUAUGUGGCCCUCCUGAGAAAAAGUUUGGACACCCCUGUGUUGUCUCCCUAUCCAAAUAUAACCAACAAGUAGCAGAAGAUGCCGCAUGCAAGCUUAAAGACGCACGUAUGGCUGAUUAUGUGCCAAAUAACUCUGUCAGGAAUGCUGUCCAAAACUGUUCCUAAGGUGAGGAACAUUCCACCAUCAUGUUGAAGCCGCCAUUUAAUAUGUCUGAACUUCAUAUUCAGCCAUAACGAGCAGUUAUUGUGCUUAGAAACGAAGCGACUUUGUCCUGUGCUUAGAGCUGAAUGUUUCCUAUCCAUAUCCAGCAAGGCUACUAUCAGUACUGUAUAUGCACUCUUCUUUCCUUUACAUUUGAACCACGGGGAACUGCAGCAUGUACGUACUUUAAAGCGCACACCAGAGAGCGGGCGUGAAGGUGGACGCGGCCUCGUUGUGACGUCACGCAGUAGCAACACUUGCAGUCAGCGAAACCAAAUAAUGUGGCGUGAGAUGUUAAAAGAAAAAGAUGCAUUAAAGGAGUAUUUUGGGGAUUUUGGGCUUUGUGUGUCAUUUAGGGAGGGAAUUGUGUAAUUUUCCCAAACUUAUUUAUUCUUGCAGUGGGAGCACAAUAUUCCAAUUUUCUACAUAAUUUUCCUAAACUUUCUUCUCGUAACAUUAUGACUUUAUUCCCAUGAUAAUUUUAAUUUAUUCCUAUCAUAUAACUUUUUGUGCCCUGCGAUUGCCUGGCGAGUAGUCGCCUGGGAUAGGCUCCAGCAUACCCCCGCGACAAGUGGGGCAACAGUGAAAGAGCAUUUAAUUGUUUUGCAUGCAUCUAAAUCAGGGGUGGGCAAACUACGGCCCGGGGGCCACAUCCGGCCCGCCAAGUGUUUGAAUACGGCCCGCCCAAUCUUUCCAAAGUAUUUCAUUUAAACUCAACGUACAACCUGGCAUCAUGGCCUGAGCCAACCUUUUGAUGGUUUUAUCAAUUUCGUUGUUUGACAUGGUCUGUUGUUUACAA
Doryrhamphus excisus (bluestripe pipefish) is the source of this 2490-nucleotide messenger RNA. Its product is annotated as ADP-ribosylation factor-like protein 4C. Lineage: Eukaryota; Metazoa; Chordata; Actinopteri; Syngnathiformes; Syngnathidae. The record is from RefSeq and is a predicted model, not a curated record. Gene Ontology annotation, molecular function: GTPase activity; GTP binding.